CUGAACCUGGCUGUUAAAGGGUUUGGGUACGAUGACAUUUAUUGUAGUAAACUUUAGAUAAAUAGACUAAAGUGAUUGACUGUUGUUUCUGUAAAACUGUUUCUUGAAGUCAGUAAUUGUGUGUUUGAUUCAUUUAAUUGGUGGUGGCCUCAUCAAAGGUCACCUCAUUCAGUCAUCUUGAACCUGACAAACAUUAUGACAGUUAUUAUAAUAACUAAUCCACAGUUACAACAGAAAGAGUUUGUUUCACAGGUGGGACGGUUAGUGAUGAACAGGUGUUUCUCUGCUAUGGAUCAGUGUGAGGACAGAGAGGAGGGAGUCCCUCCCUCUAAAAGCUCUCUGUGUGGGGAACAUGACAGCCAGACCAAAGCUCAGAGGAUGCAGCAGCAGAGAGCAGACUCUCCUGAACCCAGCUGUGUGUCCAUGAAGAGUGACGCGUCUAUGGGUCGUCCUGUUAAGUUUAAAGAUGGACAACCUGCUGAUGGAAGGAUGCAGCAGCAGAGAGCAGACUCUCCUGAACCCAGCUGUGUGUCCAUGAAGAGUGACUGGUCUAUGGGUUGUGGUAUUAAGUUUAAAGAUGGACAACCUGUUGAUGGAAAAGUUCAGCAGCAGAGCUCAGAGGUUCCCAGUGAUCAGUCUGCACAGCAGCAUCAAACACAGCUGGACUCCAUAUUUAUGCUGCUGGAAGAGAACAUCGUCACUUUUGUGAAGAACGAGCUGAAGAGAGUCCAGAGGGGUCUGAGUCCAGAUGACCCAGAAUGCUUAGAGAGUCAGAGUGAGGAUGAGGAGGUGUUGGACGGUGAGGAGGAAGAGCAGAGGAGGAGCAGCAGAGAGGCAUUUCUGGAGAUCACAGUGCACUUCCUGAGGAGAAUGAAGCAGGAGGAUCUGGCUGAGCGUCUGCAGAGCAGAGCUUGUGCUGCAAAGUGUCGACGUAAACUCAAGUCUAACCUGGAGAAGAAGUUCCAGUGUCUGUUUGAGGGGAUCGCUAAAGCAGGAAACCCAACCCUUCUGAAUCAGAUCUACACACCGCUCUACAUCACAGAGGGAGGGACUGCAGAGGUCAAUGAUGAACAUGAGAUCAGACAGAUUGAAACAGCAUCCAGGAAACCAGACAGACCAGAAACAACAAUCAGACAAGAAGACAUCUUUAAAGCCUCACCUGGAAGAUAUGAACCAAUCAGAACAGUGAUGACAAAGGGAGUGGCUGGCAUUGGGAAAACAGUCUUAACACAGAAGUUCACUCUGGACUGGGCUGAAGACAAAGCCAACCAGGACAUACACUUCACAUUUCCAUUCACUUUCAGAGAGCUGAAUGUGCUGAAAGAGAAAAAGUACAGCUUGGUGGAACUUGUUCAUCACUUCUUUACUGAAACCAAAGAAGCAGGAAUCUGCAGGUUUGAAGAGUUCCAGGUUGUGUUCAUCUUUGACGGUCUGGAUGAGUGUCGACUUCCUCUGGACUUCCACAACAAUGAGAUCCUGACUGAUGUUACAGAGUCCACCUCAGUGGAUGUGCUGCUGACAAACCUCAUCAGGGGGAAACUGCUUCCCUCUGCUCGCCUCUGGAUAACCACACGACCUGCAGCAGCCAAUCAGAUCCCUCCUGAGUGUGUCAGCAUGGUGACAGAGGUCAGAGGGUUCACCGACCCACAGAAGGAGGAGUACUUCAGGAAGAGAUUCAGAGAUGAGGAGCAGGCCAGCACCAUCAUCUCCCACAUCAAGACAUCACGAAGCCUCCACAUCAUGUGCCACAUCCCAGUCUUCUGCUGGAUCACUGCUACAGUUCUGGAGGAUGUGUUGAAAAGCAGAGAGGGAGGAGAGCUGCCCAAGACCCUGACUGAGAUGUACAUCCAAUUCCUGGUGGUUCAGUCCAAAUUGAAGAACAUCAAGUAUGAUGGAGGAGCUGAGACAGAUCCACACUGGAGUCCAGAGAGCAUGAAGAUGAUUGAGUCUCUGGGAAAACUGGCUUUUGAGCAGCUGCAGAAAGGCAACCUGAUCUUCUAUGAAUCAGACCUGACAGAUUGUGGCAUCGAUAUCAGAGCUGCCUCAGUGUACUCAGGAGUGUUCACACAGGUCUUUAAAGAGGAGAGAGGGCUGUACCAGGACAAGGUGUUCUGCUUCAUCCAUCUGAGCCUUCAGGAGUUUCUGGCUGCUCUUCAUGUCCAUCUGACAUUCAUCAAGUCUGGAGUCAAUCUGCUGGCAGAAGAACAAACAACAUCCCGGUGGUCUAAAGUCUUUAAAGACAAACCUGAACCAACACGUUUCUACCAGAGUGCUGUGGACGAGGCCUUAAAGAGUCCAAAUGGACACCUGGACUUGUUCCUCCGCUUCCUCCUGGGUCUUUCACUGCAGACCAAUCAGACUCUCCUACGAGGUCUGCUGACACAGACAGGAAGUAACUCAAAGACCAAUCAGAAAACAGUCAAGUACAUCAAGAAGAAGAUCAGUGAGAAUGUGUCUGCAGAGAGAAGCAUCAAUCUGUUCCACUGUCUGAAUGAACUGAAUGAUCGUUCCCUAGUGGAGGACAUCCAACAGUACCUUAGAUCAGGAAGACUCUCCCCAGAUAAACUGUCUCCUGCUCAGUGGUCAGCUCUGAUCUUCAUCUUACUGUCAUCAGAAAAAGAUCUGGAUGUGUUUGACCUGAAGAAAUACUCUGCUUCAGAGGAGGCUCUUCUGAGGCUGCUGCCAGUGGUCAAAGCCUCCAACAAAGCUCUGUUGAGUGACUGUAACCUCUCCGAGAGAAGCUGUGCAGCUCUGUCCUCAGUUCUCACUUCCCAGUCCUCUAGUCUGAGAGAUCUGGACCUGAGUAACAACAACCUGCAGGAUUCAGGAGUGAAGCAGCUUUCUGCUGGACUGGAGAGUCCACACUGUACACUGGAAACCCUCAGUCUGUCAGCAUGUCUGAUCACAGAGGAAGGCUGUGCUUCUCUGGCCUCAGCUCUGCGCUCCAACCCCUCCCAUCUGAGAGAGCUGGACCUGAGCUACAAUCAUCCAGGAGACUCAGGAGAGAAGCUUCUGUCUGCUGGACUGGAAGAUCCACACUGGAGACUGGACACUCUCAGGAUGGACCAUGGUGGACUGCAGAGACUGAAACCUGGUCUGAGGAAGUAUGCCUGUGAACCGGAACUGGAUCCAAACACAAUGAGCAGAAACCUCAAACUGUCUGAUAACAACAGGAAGGUGACAUUUGUGAUGGAGGAUCAGUCAUAUCCUGAUCAUCCAGACAGAUUUGAUGUGUAUCUUCAGCUGCUGUGUAGAAAUGAUCUGACUGGUCGCUGUUACUGGGAGGUCGAGUGGAGAAGAAUAGUUUAUAUAUCAGUGAGUUACAGAAGAAUCAGCAGGAAAGGAGCCAGUGAUUACUGUGUGUUUGGAAUGAAUGAUCAGUCCUGGAGUCUGAAGUGCUCUGAUGAUGGUCGUUACUCUGUCUGGCACAAUAAGAGAGAAACACUCAUCUCCUCCUCCUCCUCCUCCUCUGUCUCUAACAGAGUAGCAGUGUAUGUGGACUGUCCUGCUGGCAGUCUGUCCUUCUACAGAGUCUCCUCUGACACACUGAUCCACCUCCACACCUUCUACACCACAUUCACUCAGCCUCUGUGUGCUGGGUUUACAGUCUGCUCUUGUUCCUCAGUCUCUCUGUGUCCUCUGUAGGAGGGAGAGU
Molecule: messenger RNA, 3655 nt
Organism: Scomber scombrus (Atlantic mackerel)
Lineage: Eukaryota; Metazoa; Chordata; Actinopteri; Scombriformes; Scombridae
Product: NLR family CARD domain-containing protein 3-like
Exons: 11
Coding region: 196-3645 (1149 amino acids)
Molecular function (GO): protein binding
Source: RefSeq, a predicted model, not a curated record